AUGUCUUUCCGAGAUGACGGCGUUUUGCUAUUCCCUGACCAUCCGGACAGUGAAGUCAAACUGAACGCAACUCUAUUCAACUUCAAGAACUGUGUCUACACUGCGGUCUUCAACUGUCUGUCAAUGGCUGUCACUCAGGUCCCGUUAGGGCUCAACACCAGACGCCUACCACUGGGUGUUCAGGUGAUCGCCAAAGGAUUCAACGAUCACUUGACUAUAGCUGUGGCCGAAGAACUGGAGAGACAUUUCGGUGGUUGGCCGCACAUAAAUGCUGUAAUCGAUGAACGCUAUGAACUGGCCGUAGAAGAGGCCAAAGAAGUCGAUAAACGGGUCACUCAUGAACUCCAAGGCAAUGAUCCACUCAAUGGAGUGUCCAUUCAUUCACAGCCACUGUUAGGCAUUCCCUUUGCUGGCAAAGACAGUAUUCCCAUCAAAGGUCUCUUCCAAACCACUGGAUGUCCCGCUCGGAAAGGUAUUAAAGCCACAGAAGAUGCAAUUGUUGUGAAACAUCUUCGAGAUGCCGGUGCUAUACCAGUGUGCAUGACAAAUGUGCCGGAAUUGCUGAUGUGGUGGAAUGCAUACAACAAACUCUAUGGACAGACAUACAAUCCAUACGACAAAUCUGUCAUUCCUAGCGGCAGUUCUGGUGGUAGCGCAUCGCUGGUGUCAUCAGCCGGUGCUCCACUGGGCAUCGGAUCAGAUCUCGCGGGAUCCAUACGAAUGCCUUCAUUCUUCUGCGGUUUGUUCGGUCACUGCAUUACUCACGAACUGAUUCCCAAAGACAAUCACUGGCCGCCAUAUAAUGAAGAAACUAAAAAACUCUUAACAUAUGGACCGAUAGUCAGAUACGCGAGUGAUUUGAAACCAAUGGUCAAAGUAUUUGUCGGCAAAAACGCAUCGCAACUAAAAUUAGACGAAAGCAUAGAUUUGACACAAAUUAAAGUCUAUUACAUGUAUGAAAUGGACGACCCGUUUAUCACUCGUGUCACUCCAGAUGUGCGGAAGGGUAUCACUGAUUGUGUCCAUCAUAUGAAAAGUUUGGGCGCAACUGUUCAAGAGGUUAAUUUAGAUAAAUUAAAGCACUCCUGGUCAAUUUGGACGCUCACAAUGAAAGCAAUGAAUGACACGCCGAUGACUGAAGAGAUGACUAACAGAAACGGAUCCAUCAAUUUGUUCGCCGAGUUAUUCAAAACCCUUUGCGGCGGCUCUGACCACACAUUAGGAGCACUCGCUUAUGCUGUUUGGGGUAAACUGUAUACAAGUGAACGGGAAAUACAAGAAUAUCUCAGAAUCCGGGACGAGUUGAAGACAGAACUGACACAACUCUUAGGAAAUGACGGCAUUUUUCUAUUCCCCUCUCACCCGGAAAGUUGUGUCAAACUGAAUGCCACACUCUUUAACUUACAUAAUAUCAGUUACACCGCGGUCUUCAAUAGUCUAAACAAGACUAUAACUCAAGUGCCGAUUGGACUCAACUCCAGAGGACUUCCACUGGGAGUCCAAGUGAUCGCCAAUGCAUUCAAUGAUCACUUGACUAUAGCUGUCGCGGAGGAACUGGAGAGAAGACUUUUGUUGGAACCGGCGAUCAAUUUAGUGAAACAUAUCAAAACUGGACGAUUGAAAUGUGAAGAUCUGGUCAAAGCAUACGUCGAUCGCAUCAAAACAGUACAGCCGCACAUAAAUGCUGUGAUCGAUGAACGCUAUGAACUGGCCGUAGAAGAAGCCAAAGAAGUCGAUAAACGGGUCACUCAUGAGCUUCAGGGCAAUGAACCACUCAAUGGAGUGUCCAUCCAUUCACAGCCACUGUUAGGCAUUCCCUUUGUAGGCAAAGACUGUAUUCCCAUCAAAGGUCUCUUACAAACCACUGGAUGUCCCGCUCGGAAAGGUAUUAAAGCCACAGAAGAUGCAACUGUUGUGAAAUAUCUUCGAGAUGCCGGUGCUAUACCUCUUGCUGUGACAAAUGUGCCGGAAUUGCUACUGUCUUGGAAUACAUACAACAAACUCUAUGGACAGACAUACAACCCAUACGACAAGUCUAUAAUUCCUGCGGGUAGUUCUGGUGGCUGUGCAUCACUGGUGUCAUCGGCCGGUGCUAUUAUGGGCAUCGGAUCAGAUAUCGGGGGAUCCAUACGGAUACCUUCAUUCUUCUGUGGUUUGUUCGGUCACUGCAUUACUCACGAACUCAUUCCCAAAGACAAUCAUUGGCCGCCAUUUCCCGAAGAAAUGAUGAAAUAUUACACAUAUGGACCGAUAGUCCGAUUCGCGACUGAUUUGAAACCAAUGGUCAAAGUAUUUGUCGGCAAAAACGCAUCGCAAUUAAAAUUAGAUGAAAGCAUAGAUUUGACACAAAUUAAAGUCUAUUACAUGUAUGAAAUGGAUGACCCGUUCAUCACUCGUGUCACUCCAGAUGUGCGGAAGGGUAUCACUGAUUGUGUCGAGCAUAUGAAAAGUUUGGGCGCAACUGUUCAAGAGGCAAUCAAAAACACGCCAAUGACUGAAGAUAUGACUAACAGAAACGGAUCCAAAAGUUUGUUUAUCGAGUUUUGCAAAACACUUUACGGCGGCUCUGAUCACACGAUUACGGCUCUUGUUAUGGCUGUGGCUAUGAGACUGAGUAUCAGUGAACAGGAAUCGCAAGAAUAUCUCAAAAUACGGGAUGAGUUAAAGGCAGAACUGAAUGAACUCUUAGGAAAUGAUAGCAUUUUGUUAUUCCCAACUCAUCCGGACAAUUGUGUCAAACUGAAUGCCACAAUCAUUAACAUCAAGAACACCAGUUACACAAUGGUCUUCAAUAUGCUGGAUAUGACUAUAACUCAAGUGCCGAUUGGACUCAACUCCAGAGGACUUCCACUGGGAGUCCAAGUGAUCGCCAAUGCAUUCAAUGAUCACUUGACUAUCGCUGUGGCGGAGGAACUGGAGAGAAGGUUUGGCGGUUGGGUUCCGGCCACGAAAGUUCAAUAUGAAUAAAAUGCACACAAAUUAUAGCUCAUAAUUCAAAAAACGUAUUCAAUUUUCCAUUUAUGCAAUGAUUUGUAAAUAAAUG
Molecule: messenger RNA, 3043 nt
Organism: Oppiella nova
Lineage: Eukaryota; Metazoa; Arthropoda; Arachnida; Sarcoptiformes; Oppiidae
Source: the annotation of a GenBank genome assembly